Messenger RNA from Onthophagus taurus, 2110 nucleotides. RefSeq names its product Serpin 85F (gene Spn85F). The record is from RefSeq and is a predicted model, not a curated record. Gene Ontology annotation, molecular function: serine-type endopeptidase inhibitor activity. NCBI's taxonomy places the organism in Eukaryota, Metazoa, Arthropoda, Insecta, Coleoptera, Scarabaeidae.
UGAAGAGAGGAUGCGAUUAUUUACGUCCUCUCUCCGCAACCUAUCUCAAUGAAUCGUUAAACAUGUGCGGUUUUUAUUUAAUUGCGUUAUUAUUAAUGGUUUUGAGCAAAGUUUCGUGCCAUUACGAUGAUUAUUCAAAUGGAUAUUAUUAUGAAAAAGCUCUACCACAAGACGUAAUGGUUGAUGUUAUUAAUAAUUUUGGAGUAGCCCUCUUAGAAGCACACAACGAAAAUAAUAACAACAACAUCGCUUUGUCUCCUUAUGGAGCCACAAGUGUUCUUAUUGCCCUUGGUGAAGGUCUUCGAGGAUAUGCUGUACAAGAAAUUCAAGAAGCAGCCCGCAUUCCUCAAGAUGUAUCGGUUAUUCGUGUAGGAUUGCGUGACAUCCACCGACAUUUAAAGAGUUAUUUCAUUCCAAAAGAAGGUUUUCUCGCUGGAUUAACAUUAAACAACGAAAAGGUCCAAUUAAAUGACGAAUAUAAAGAGAUCCUUAGAUUUUACGGUUUCGAUUUGGAUUCAUUCAACAUUCCUUUGUACCCAGACGUUUUUGAAACGACCACUGAAAUGAGGAUGAACGUUACCGAAACUAGUACAAGCACAAUGAAUAGUGAUCCUCCUAUUUCAACCACGACAGAGAAAAGUGGGACAACGCAAGUUAUUGAACCAUCCACGGAGAGUGUACCUGAAACUACCGAAACUUCUUUGGUAACUGAAAAAGUUAAUUCGGUAACGGAAAUUGUAACCGAAACAACGUCUUCAGUUCCAACUGAAAAAACGACUCGAAUUCAAACGAGAAGUACCGAUUCUGUGUUGAAAUCGACGGAAAUGAUCACUUCAACUUUGAUUCCUCAAACAACGGCGGAUUUAAAAAGUACUGAAAUGAUUAAUUUGGUUGAACAAACUACAUCAAAUCCAAAAACUUCAACCAUCCCUGCUUUAACAACAGAAUUAUUAACAUCUUCAAUUCCUACAACAACUGAAUUUAAAAUCGAUGAAAAUGUGGAUGAAUCAAAACUUUUAACUUCUCCUUCAAUUAUUAAUGAUGAAGUAACUUUUACUACAUCAAAUCCAAGUUCUACCGAAUUAAUUACAAGUACAGAAUUAAUUAGUACUUCAAUUAAUUCAAUAACUGAAUCAGAAAUAACCUCAAAAAUUGAAACUACAACCGUUCAAAUUUCAACGGAAGCUUUAAAUGUGGUAACAACUACAGAAAAAUCUGUUGAUUUAGAUGAAAAUGAAGAUAAUGAUUCAAAUGAAGAUAAUGAGGAUAAUGAUUUAAAUGAAGAUAAUAAUGUAACUGAAGAUAAUGAUAUAAACGAAGAUGAAAACGUUACAACUGAAAUAGCUUCUGAGAGUGAAAUUAAAAAACGUAACUCAAGAUCGAUUGUUGAUUACAUAAUAGCAAGACAUUAUGAUAAUAAAUACAAACCUAGCCAUUUUAACAACAAUAAUCUUUACGUUCCGGAUGAAAACCCAACGUUUUUAAUUUACGGCACAAUAAGAGAGCCGAAUAUAAACUUUAUGAAAUAUGACGCAGUUUUACCAGUAGCUUUUCUGCCAUUAUUAAAUUCGAUAGCUUUAAGCUUUCCUUUAGAUAGUAAAGAAUACUAUCUCUUAUUAAUUUUACCCGUCGAUGAAACUGGAAUCGAUAAAUUAAUCCAUAACUUAGCUCACACGAUGAAUUUAAGAGAUAUCAUAAUGUCGUUGAGAUACUCUCAUGUUAAAGCUAUAAUCCCAAGUUUUAUGUUAAAGGGAUAUGUUGUUUUAACUCCUUCUUUACAAAAGUUGGGGAUUCAAAGGAUUUUUGAACCAAGAAGAACCGAUUUUAGUUUAAUGACCAACGAAAAAGAUGUUUAUGUCACAAAUAUUGAACAAGCUGUUACUGUUACAAUUAGGAAUUAUGUCAACGCCGAUAAUUUACCGAAUUAUCGAAAUUUGCAAAGCGUUCGGCCGGUACUGUUUCAAGCUGACCAUCCGUUUUUGUAUUUCGUCAUGGACGCCGAAAUUCAUGUCGCUUUAAUGGCUGGAAAAAUUGUUAAUCCACUCAACUCAAGAAUAAGAUAAUGUUUAUUGUCAUGUUUUCUAAUUUUUAAUAAAAAAAAAUUAUUUAA